GAGGGAGAGCCAGAAGCUGGGAUUGUGGACCGCAUGCGACUGUGGAGACACGACGCGCUCAUGCAGCAUUUGUACGAGACCGCGGCGUUCUGGGGCGACAAAAUUGUGAACUGGACAAAUGACCCGAAUGACGCGUUCUGGCUCGCUCAAACGUACUUCCUCACACAUCAGUACUCACGGGCCGAACGGCUCCUCACGCGUCCGUUCCCCACUGGUCCUCCUCAGCGUACGUACCAACCCGCUGGUAUGAAUGGGCAUGCCCAGUCUGGAAUGAACAGCUCGAAGGGUAAAGAGAAAGAAGUACCCUUUCCUGUACCACCUGCAAACGCUCCCAUCAUGGAGCGCCUCCCUAUUGGGCCCAGCGAGCUCAUUGACGUCGCUGCUCGUUACCAGGAAGGCGUCUCGAGGCUGGUAGACAUGAGCGUCGCAUGUCGGUAUCUGUGUGCGCAGUGUCAGGUGAGGCAAGGGAAGUGGAACGAGGCCACUGAGAUACUGGGCGAGGCGAAUCCAUUCCGCGAGUCGGGGAGGAGUGGGCCCGACGUACCGAACAUGGACGGUGGGAUUAAAAUCGAAGCCUCUAUGUGCCACCUGCGCGGCACUCCUUUUGACGUGAAAUGUUUCGAAGCGUUCCAACAACUCAUAGAUGGACAGAUGAUGUCUCCAGAUGAAGAGUGGGAGUUUGUACAAGGCCUCGCUUACAAGGAUCAAACUCCAGAAGAUGCUGAUUUCAUGUGUCUUAUGUACACUUCUCGGUUACGCAAGCUGAAACACGCCGAGGAGCAUGCUCUGGCGAGGACACGGCUGGUCAACGACUAUGGCCUCGGUGACAACCCUGAUGUUCUGUACAGCUUUGCGGACGCAUUAUAUAUGCAGUUCAGGUUCGCUGACUGCUUCACUGUCACCUCGCGGAUAUUGGGCCUUGUCACAAUCCAUGCGCCUACUCUACCCUUGCACCUCGCUUGCAUGCAUCAUCUUUCCCAUCUAAACUCAAAGCUAUUCAUCCUUGCACACGAGCUAGUUGAGCGAGAGCCGGAAUCUCCAAUCAGCUGGUAUGCAGUCGGUGUCUGGUACUUGUCAUCGGGCAAGUGGUCCGAGGCCCGCACGUACUUCAGCAAGACAUCGCUCAUGGACCCACGUUUCGCGCCGGCGUGGAUUGCUUUCGCGCACACGUUUGCACACGAAGGCGAGCACGACCAUGCAAUCACCGCGUAUUCGACCUGCACCCGUCUGUUCACCGGAUCACACCUUCCACUCAUGUUCGUCGGGAUGGAACACAUCAGCCUCUCCAAUCUUCAGAUGGCUGACGAAUCGUUCACCGCUGCGAAUCUGAUCUGCGACGCCGACCCACUUCUCGCCAAUGAGCGCGGCGUGCUGGCAUUCCAUCGUGGAGAGUAAGUUUGUGUCCUACGUUCACAGACGUUCGCGUCUUACAUGGAUGUCUAGGUUCGAGUUUGCCGUGACACUUU
Fomitopsis serialis is the source of this 1466-nucleotide messenger RNA. RefSeq lists its product as uncharacterized. NCBI's taxonomy places the organism in Eukaryota, Fungi, Basidiomycota, Agaricomycetes, Polyporales, Fomitopsidaceae. The record is from RefSeq and is a predicted model, not a curated record. Gene Ontology annotation, molecular function: protein binding. The transcript has 7 exons. The coding region runs from base 34 to 1395 and encodes 453 amino acids. Gene Ontology annotation, biological process: cell division.